Trypanosoma rangeli is the source of this 354-nucleotide messenger RNA. RefSeq lists its product as uncharacterized. The annotation marks the transcript as partial. Lineage: Eukaryota; Euglenozoa; Kinetoplastea; Trypanosomatida; Trypanosomatidae. The record is from RefSeq and is a predicted model, not a curated record. The transcript has a single exon.
AACAUGCGUCUCCUGGAACGCCACAUCUCGCAGCGCAUGGGAUUAACUCCACGAGAGCUGCGGCUGCGGCUGCAGCUGCCUGAGGACGUUGACUAUAUCGAAUUCGAGGAUCUGGUGCGCGACAAAAACGAUAAGUCAAAGGCGGUCCCGGCAACUUCCGAGGGGGCGUCUUCGUCACCCCUGCGAGGCGCAGAAGGAGGCAUUGGGGGUGAGAUGGGCGUCCCACCGCCAUCGCCGGCGGCAGAAGCAACGGAUACGUCUGCGGCACCUGGCACACGCAGCGCCCAAGAGCGGGUCAAGCGUGGCCGGGGAGACGGCGUGGCGGCGGCGACAGAAGGCCAAACAGGGCAGUGA